Messenger RNA from Gambusia affinis (western mosquitofish), 4197 nucleotides. RefSeq names its product neurofascin homolog (chicken) b (gene nfascb). The transcript has 27 exons. The record is from RefSeq and is a predicted model, not a curated record. NCBI's taxonomy places the organism in Eukaryota, Metazoa, Chordata, Actinopteri, Cyprinodontiformes, Poeciliidae. The coding region runs from base 456 to 3983 and encodes 1175 amino acids. Gene Ontology annotation, molecular function: protein binding. Gene Ontology annotation, biological process: cell-cell adhesion.
AUCACAGCCUCUCAGGCCAUGUUUGCCAGGCGUGUGACCGGGGCCAGUAGCAGCUAUCCAAACAGUUUAUAGUGGCCUCUGUUUUCUCUCUGCUUGUCACCUGCUUUGAGAAGAUGGAGUAAAAAGAAGGAGUGAUGAAACUCAAUCUGGAGAUUCUGCAAGAUGACAGUGUGUGAAGAUAAGAAGAGGUAGACAUCGUGCUCCAAGGCAGAAAGCGUAAACAGAGACCAAAAAAAGAUUAAGGGUUCUUGACCUGAUAUUUGAAGGACUCGGCCAUUAAUUGCUGUAGUGCAAAAGAAGAAUAAUUUCCUGGGAAAAAGUAAUUGAAUUAUUUAUGCGUGGAGAAGGCCAUGGUGAUGGGGAGGAGAGAUCAGUAAUUUAAGUUUACAGGAGUAAGAUUGAAAACAUUUGAACUGGAGGCCUUAAACUCUUACUGGACUAAAUGAACUGUAAGGAUGAGGACACUGGUUGGACCAGGGCUGCUGCUGUUUCUGUGGCAGAGUGUUUGGGCUUUGGACGUGCCUCUUGAAACCAGACAACCUCCAACCAUCAUAAAGCAGUCGUUACAGGAGCACAUUGUGGAUCCCAAAGAAACAAUGGUCAUGGAGUGUGAAGCCAAAGGCAACCCUCAUCCUAUUUUCUCAUGGAGGCGUAACGGGAAGUACUUCAAUGUGGCUCGUGACUCCCAGGUGUCAAUGCGCAGGCGCUCAGGGACUCUAGACAUCUAUGCCAAACACAAUCCUGAACAGUACGAAGCAGAGUAUCAGUGCAUUGCCUCCAAUCAGUAUGGAUCCGCAUACACACACAAGAUCAGACUACGGCUGUAUAGACCUCCUGUGUGGCCACGGGAGAUUCUGGAGCCUGUUGUAAUCAGCGCAGGCCUUCCUCUGGUCCUGCCCUGCGACGCUCCACCAGGCCCCCCUAAACCUGAAACCUACUGGUUGUCCAGCUGUUCGUAUGCGAGACCUUUCAACUGGCCUGUUCAGACAGCUUUUCCCACCAUGCAGGCCGUGCCGCAGGAUCGCAGAGUUUCCAUGGGAGUCAAUGGAGAUUUGUAUUUCUCUAACGUGCUGGUUAAUGACUCCACCACUGAUUACUGCUGUAGCGCUCGAUUUCCUUAUAAGAAUAUGAUUCAGCAAAAGAUGCCUGUGGUUGUGAAGGUGCUUACAACUCGAACAGUGGCCGAGGCCGCCCCCAUCUGGCUGUCUCCCAAAGGCUCAUCUAGCUCCAUUCUUGUGCUUCAAGGGGAAGAGCUGCUUCUCGAGUGCAUAGCUGGAGGGAUGCCGACUCCUCACAUCACCUGGACUAAGGACGGCGAGGACCUGCCCGUGACAUCACGUAUGAAAGUGAAAAACUUCAACAAAAUGAUUCAAUUUCCAAAGGCAUCUUUUGAAGAUGCUGGAGAAUACAUGUGUGCAGCUACCAACAAGUUUGGGUAUAUUGAGCACACAAUAACAGUCAGGGUCAGAGCUGCUCCAUUCUGGUUGGAAAGGCCUACAAAUUUGAUCUUGGCUCCUGAGGAAAAUGGACAGUUGGUGUGUCGCUCUGAUGGGGCCCCUCGACCGACAAUAAGCUGGUCCAUAAACGGGGAACCAAUUGAGACGUCUACACCACAGUCUAACAGGCAGGUGUCUGGAGAAACGAUAACCUUUCGCAGUGUGUCCACAGAAAACACUGCUGUCUAUCAGUGCAAUGCCUCCAAUGAGCAUGGGUACCUACUGGCCAAUGCAUUUGUCAAUGUGCUGCAUGCAACACCUCGUAUUAUUGGGCCCAGGAAUGAGCUCAUAAAGACGAUAGAGGGACAUCGUGCCUUUUUAGACUGUCGCUUCUUUGGCUCUCCCGUUCCUGAACUGCGAUGGUCCAAAUACGGACAAGGAAAUCUUGAGGGAAAUCGUUUCAGGAUCCACAGGAAUGGGACUCUGGAGAUCAAACGCAUCCAGAUAGAAGACCAGGGUACCUAUCUGUGUGUGAUCAGCAACAUCGCAGGGAGAGAUGAGAAUCAAGUCAGAGUAGAGGUCAAAGAGCCCAUAAUAAUUGUGACCAAACCACAGAGUAUGAAAGUCCUGCGUGGAAGUGAUGUGCGCCUGGAGUGUGGCGUAAAAGCAGACAUCACUACAUCAAUCACAACAACAUGGAUGAAAAACAAAAAGGAAGCUGCUCUCAGUUGGAGAGUCUCUAUGGAUGAAUCAAAUCUGGUCAUUACUAAUGUAAAUAGAGAUGAUGAGGGGAAUUAUACAUGUGUCAUCCAAAAUGACCUGGAACAGAAGUCUGCAUCAGCACACCUAAUGGUGAUGGACCGUCCAAAUCCUCCGACUGACUUGGAACUGUCAGAUCCAUAUGAACGCAGUGUGCGACUCAGUUGGGUUCCUGGAGACAGCAACCACAGCCCCAUUACUGAGUAUUUAGUGCAGUAUGAUGAUGAUGACUGGAUACCAGGAAAGUGGAAAAACCUAUCAACAUACCCAGGAAAUCUCAACUCUGUCAUGCUGCAUCUGUCACCUUUCACCUACUAUGAGUUCAGGGUUAUUGCUAACAAUGAAAUUGGAUCGAGUCGUCCCAGUCGGCCAUCUAAGCGCUUCCAGACCAGCGGCGCACCUCCUGAUGUCAUUCCAAAGAAUCUGAAAGGGGUGGGUACAUGGCGAAAUAACAUGGAAAUCAGCUGGGAGCCUCUGACAUGGCGAGAGUGGAAUGGACCACACUUGAAGUAUCUGGUUUGGUGGAGAAGAAGAGAUUCCAGAGAGGAGUGGAAAAAUGCAACUACAAAGUGGCUGAAGUAUUACAUUUAUGACGCGGACACAUUCACCCCCUACCAGAUCAAAGUCCAGGCAGUCAAUGACUUUGGGCUUGGACCUGAGUCACCCGUGGUCAUUGGUUACUCUGGUGAAGACCGUCCGAUAGCGGCUCCCCUGAACUUGAGAGUGUCUGACAUCGAGAGCACUCAGGUUACAUUACACUGGGACCCAGUGGCACGUGAAUCUAUUAUGGGAGAGCUCAAAGAAUACAAGGUCUACUACUGGAGAGACAGCAGCCAGCUGAGGUGGCACAGGGUCAACAGAGGCAUGAGGUCGAAAGUGUUUCCAAACAGCGAUCCAGAACCCUCAGGCGUUGUCACUGACCUCAUUCCUUAUAGCAAUUACAAGAUGUAUAUAGUAGUGACAAACAGCCGGUAUGAAGGACCGCCAAGUAAUCACAUCCACUUCUCCACACCGGAAGGAGUACCAUCUGCUCCAAAAUCCUUCAGGAUCCAACAGCGACAUCUGGACAGCAUUUAUGUUGACUGGGACCUACCAGAAGAACCUAAUGGUGUUAUCACUGGUUACAGCCUGAAAUACCAGACAGUGAAUGCAAGCAGAGGAGAAGAGCUGAAAGUGGAGGAGCUCCCACCAAAUGUGACAAGCUUCUCUAUUCGGCGAUACGACCGCUACACUCGCUACAGAUUCUCUGUGGCUGCACACACUCGGAUCGGGCUGGGAGAAUGGCAUACGGAGGAGUCUCCCCACUACACCACAGAGAUAUAUGCUCAGGACCAGGUGGACAUUUCCACUCAGGGGUGGUUUAUUGGCAUCAUGUGUGCUGUGGCUCUCAUCGUCCUCAUCCUCCUCAUAGUGUGUUUCAUCAAGAGGAGCCGAGGAGGAAAAUAUCCAGUGCGCGACAAAAAAGACAUUUCAUUGGAACUGGUGGAUGAUAAAGAGCAGGAGGGAACAUUUGAUUACAGGAUAGCACGUGUCUCAACUUUGCCCUAUCCUCGGCGAGAGGAGGAAAGGGGGCUCCAGAGAGCUCAGCCAUCUGUGACGGCGAUACUGAAGAGAUCAUACAGUGAUGACAGCCUGGUUGAAUAUGGAGAAGGAGGAGAAAUCCAGUUCAAUGAGGACGGGUCGUUCAUCGGCCAGUAUACAGGAACAAGAAGAGAUGUCAGGGACUUGGACUUUGGUGGAAAUCUAGAGCUCCACUCUCCGAUGAAUACCAUCUACUCUCUGGCAUGAGACUGAAACCUCAAGGACCAAUUCUUGCUGCGGCUGUUUUCCCUGGGACUUCACUCUGUUUGUACCUUCUUGGAAGCAUACAGAGGAAGUGAGGAUUUGAGUCCGUUUGACGAGGAAACAGCUGGAAAUAGAGCUGCUAUUAAACCUUUUAUUAUUUUACAAGCCUCAACUUUCAUUUAAAUGGAGGGGGGAAACAUGCAGAGGUUGGGGUCCU